AUGUUCGCCAACUCUCUCAGACAAGGUCUCCGAACCGCUUCUCGUUCAUCCGCGAGAGCAUUCUCCACUCUCCCUGCUAGAGCAGCUGCUCGACCUACCUUAGGUGCAGGUGUAGCUAUGGGCGCUGCUGUCGCUGGAUUUGCCAUGUACGAGGUAUCAAAAUCCCCCAUCCUCCUCGAGUCUAAGACUAUCGCUGGUGAGAAAGGUACCGUCACCGAGAGAUCUUUCGUCAUGAUCAAACCCGAUGGUGUCUCUAGACAACUCGUCGGAAAGAUCAUCUCCCGAUUCGAAGAGAGAGGUUACAAACUUGUUGCCAUCAAAUCUCUUACCCCCUCUCCUGCUCUCGCCAAGGAACAUUACUCUGAUCUCUCAGCUAGACCCUUCUACGGUGGUUUAGUCAAGUACAUCACCUCUGGUACUCCCGUCGUGGCCAUCGAGUACGAGCCCAUUGCUUGGCCUUGGGUGAUGGCCGAUAACUAG
Kwoniella mangroviensis CBS 8507 is the source of this 480-nucleotide messenger RNA. RefSeq lists its product as uncharacterized. Gene Ontology annotation, biological process: CTP biosynthetic process; GTP biosynthetic process; UTP biosynthetic process. The coding region runs from base 1 to 480 and encodes 159 amino acids. Gene Ontology annotation, molecular function: nucleoside diphosphate kinase activity. The transcript is spliced from 10 exons. The record is from RefSeq and is a predicted model, not a curated record. Lineage: Eukaryota; Fungi; Basidiomycota; Tremellomycetes; Tremellales; Cryptococcaceae.